AUGGAUAAAAACAUUAAAAAAGAAAAAGAAAUAGUUCGACAUCCAAAAGAAAAUGGGUUAAGCGAAUUUUAUUUGGCAUGUAGAAAUGGUGAUUUAGAUAUGGUUAAACAAAUGUUACCAAACAUAGCGUAUUCCGAAUUAAAUCGAUUAGAAUCAAAUGAUUCAACGUCAUUACAUGAAGCAACAUUGUCUGGGCAUAAAGAAAUUGUAUGGCUUCUACUACAUGAACGUGGUUGUCAACGUCAUCAACGUAAUAAUCAUGGUCUAACUGCUUAUGAAGUAGCAAAAACAGAUGAAAUGCGACAAUUAUUUCAUCGACCAUCAAACAUAAAUCGAUUUUGUGAUAAUUUAGAUCAAGAUAUGCAACUAACAUUUGAAAUUAUUUCUUUAACAACAAAUGAUAAAGCAUCACAAUCACACGACGCUAAGGAUGACGCAGACGAAAAUGAUGAAAUAAUGCCUGGAGGAUUCGUUCAAGGUUUACAAACAAAAGAAGAAAUACAAAGAGCAUUGGCUUUUGCAGCCCAUUGUAGGGCGUGUUUACAAUCAAAAGGAAUGAUAUAUAUUUCUUGUUUUAUCGGUAAAUAUAUCUAUAAUAACCAUCAUGAUCAUAAUAAACAUGUUAAACAGAAAGAAUUUUAUAAUUCUUUUAUUGACAAAACAUUUAGAAUAACAGAACUACAGAAUAUUAUUGAUACAGAAGUACUAUUUACUCAUCCAGAAUAUGAGAAAUGUAAUGAACUUUUGUCAAUAUAUUCUAACAGUGGAAAAUGUGAAUCUUUAUUACAAUUAUAUACAUUGGAAACACCGUUUUAUAAAAAAUUACGAGAAAAACAAGUUUUACCACUAUUUUCAUGUAUAGCUCUAAAUCUACCAUAUUUAAAACGACGAUAUUUUCGAGGUGAAUCCUAUCGAGGUGUAACAAUGACCAACGAUGAUUUACGUUCAUAUCGUUGGGCACUAAAGAAUAAUGAUAGACUUAUACAAAUAAAAACAUUUGCAUCAACAUCGACUGAUCGAGAAAUAGCUGAAAGUUUUGCUCAAUCAUUAGAAACAUCGUCGAUAGAGAAUAAAAUAAGUGUUUUAAUGACAUUUCGUUUUCCACAAGUGUGUGACACAGCAAUCAAUUUAGGUAAAAUACCGAAAUAUGAUCUUCCAUGUUUAUCUGAGUAUGAAGAUGAAUCCGAAAUCUUAAUAUUACCAUUAACAUUUUUCCGAGUUAAAAAUAUUGAAAUAAAUAAUUUAUCAAAUGGAAGACAAUUGCUGUACAUAAUUCGUUUGGAAAAUGUAUUAUUUGAAAAAGCCUCAGUACUUCAUACAUUACCUGCAUAUAUGAAAUUAUGUAUAAAACAUGAAUAUAAAAAACAGAAAGAAAAACAUCAUAUUUAA
Messenger RNA from Didymodactylos carnosus, 1389 nucleotides. The record is from the annotation of a GenBank genome assembly. Lineage: Eukaryota; Metazoa; Rotifera; Eurotatoria; Philodinida; Philodinidae.